This is a messenger RNA of Thlaspi arvense, 477 nucleotides long. The record is from the annotation of a GenBank genome assembly. Lineage: Eukaryota; Viridiplantae; Streptophyta; Magnoliopsida; Brassicales; Brassicaceae.
AUGUCUCUAAUUCCAAGCAUUUUCGGAGGACGAAGAUCAAACGUUUUCGAUCCAUUCUCACUAGACGCAUGGGAUCCAUUGGAAGGAUUCUUCACGCCUUCUUCUGCCUUAGCAAACGCAUCCGCUCGUGACGUGGCAGCGUUUACAAGCGCAAGAGUGGACUGGAAGGAGACGCCGGAGGCACACGUGUUCAAAGCGGAUUUACCGGGGCUGAAGAAGGAAGAAGUGAAGGUUGAGGUUGAAGACAAGAACAUACUUCAGAUUAGCGGAGAGAGGAGCAAAGAGAACGAAGAGAAGAACGACAAGUGGCACCGUUUGGAGAGGGCUAGUGGGAAGUUCAUGAGGAGGUUUAGGUUGCCGGAGAAUGCUAAGAUGGAAGAAGUGAAGGCGACAAUGGAGAAUGGUGUGCUUACUGUUACGGUUCCAAAAGCGCCGGAGAAGAAGCCUGAAGUCAAGUCUAUUGAUAUCUCCGGCUAA